CUCGAAAACCGCAUCGCCUCUGGCGACGCGCGGCGGGCGAGCUAGCUCCGACGACGACCAUGGCCUUCCCCGACGAGGAGGAUGACGAGGCCUUCCUCCUGGCCGUCGCGGCUACGGAGGCGGCGGCGGCGCUGGCCUCCUCGAAGCGCCGCCGCCUCUCCACCUCCCCGCCGGCCUCGGCCUCGUCCCCACCGACGCCGGCCGCUCCUCCUCCCCCCGCCGCCGUCCCCGAGGGGCUCUACCUGUCGGCGCUCAAGGGGAGCCACAGCUCCGCCUGGAAGCAGCAGCAGGAAACGCUGAGCCACAAGCGGCCCCCCGGUGGGUCCCAAACCCUAGCCGCUCCAGGCGGCGGCAGCGGCGGCGGCCCGCAGGUCGCGAGGGGCGGCGCGUGCUUCAAGUGCGGGGACUCCAGCCACUGGGCAAGAGAGUGCCCGCAAUCCAUGCCGGCUAGUGGCGGCGGAGGAGGGGCCUUUGGUGGAAGCGGCGGAGGGGGUGGGGGCGGUGGUGGUGGUUAUGUGGACGCCAAUGGGGCGGUGGAGGAGAAGGCGUGCCCCUGCGGCGCCGGCAGUUGCCUAGUGCUCACGUCCAACACACCGAGGAACCCGGGCCGCAAAUUCUACAGGUGUCCCAUGCGGGACAAUGGAGGUUGCAACUUCUUUGAAUGGUGUGAUACCCCAUCUUCAGGUGCUGCGCCUGCAAAUGGCUGUAGCAGUGCUAUUUCUCAGUCGGAUAAAUCAAUGCCAAAUAUGCUUUGUCCCUGUGGUGCUGGAGCUUGCUUAUUUCUCACCACAAAGACAGGAAAGAAUGUUGGGAGGCAGUUUUUCCGUUGCCCAGCUAAUCAGGGAGGUAGCUCUUGUGGCUUUUUCCAGUGGUGUGAUGAACAACUUAGGACAGCUGCUCAAUCUUCAACACAACAUCAUACUGAUGUUGCUUCGAGUGGCCAAAUUCCAAGCAAGAGGAGCUCCUCUGCCUGCUUCAAAUGUGGGCAAGAGAACCAUUGGGCAAAGGAGUGCCCGAAUCAAUCUUCAGAUCCUUAUCCUGACAAAGGCGGGAGAACAUUUACUUCUGCAAGCUCUCCCGAUGCGUGUUUCAAGUGUGGUAAGGCUGGGCAUUGGUCCCGGGACUGCCCCACCGCAAAUUGUGGUUCUGGUACCGUCACCAGCCAUGUCAAGUCCUCUUCUACUUUGGGCUCAUGGAACAGCCACAGAUACUGAUAGCAGGUACCUGUGAACUCAAUUGAACUGACAUGGACAUGCUGUACGAAGCUUGGACAAAUGCCUAUGACACGUGUUGCUUAGGUAUGCGCUCUUGCCAAAUGCCUUUUGCUACUUUUAUGUUCAGUAGUGAGUUUUACUGAGGACAUUCUGCCUUCAUGGUUCAUGCUUGUUGCUCUGGGAAUCUGUCAUCUGCUCUAGACAUUUCCGUUGAUGUAGAUAAGCAAAUUCAACAUUAUGUUCAAUUC
Molecule: messenger RNA, 1462 nt
Organism: Oryza brachyantha (malo sina)
Lineage: Eukaryota; Viridiplantae; Streptophyta; Magnoliopsida; Poales; Poaceae
Product: DNA-binding protein HEXBP-like
Exons: 3
Coding region: 60-1214 (384 amino acids)
Molecular function (GO): nucleic acid binding; zinc ion binding
Source: RefSeq, a predicted model, not a curated record